Bolinopsis microptera is the source of this 1162-nucleotide messenger RNA. RefSeq lists its product as uncharacterized. The coding region runs from base 27 to 1010 and encodes 327 amino acids. NCBI's taxonomy places the organism in Eukaryota, Metazoa, Ctenophora, Tentaculata, Lobata, Bolinopsidae. The transcript is spliced from 3 exons. The record is from RefSeq and is a predicted model, not a curated record.
UAUCAUUUCUACAAUUCGAAUUCAUUAUGAGGUUUCUUAUCUUUGUAACUUUCUUAGUCGGAGUAUUAUAUGCAGCAAAGUCUAAGAAGUCUAAGGGUGGGACCAAGCAGCUGUUACAGGCGAUAAAAGAUGAGCUGAGUGAGCUCAAGGAAGGACAAGAGGUACUCGGAGAGAAGAUUCAGUCCCUUGACGAGGGACAAGGGGUACUCGGAGAGAAGAUUCAGUCCCUUGAUGACGGACAAGGGGUACUUGGAGAGAAGAUUCAGUCACUCGAAAAAAAGCUAGAAAAGGCGGGGACCUGGCGCCUGGGGAUGAACAUCAAUCCUGCUGACGGACACAUAUUCGGAUACACUGUCGGAUGGGCCACUGGUAUUGAUAUUGGAAGUGAUGAUGAAGCCCUAACCAAGGACUACUUGAGUGCAAACGUGUGGGUUACACCAGCAAACUACAUCGCUAUUGUGAGACAUCAGCGAGGUGUUGUGGAUGCUGUCAAGGUCUUCAAGUUCAAAGUCUUGGGAGAAUCAUUCAGUACAAGGUUCGGGCUGAAAAACAUGAACCCGGGCAGACAAAUUGUUACUCAAGGAGGGCCAAUCCAGGAGUCAAUUGCCGAUGAUGCUGAUAAUUUGGGAGACGAUCCUAUAUUCUCUGUUGGUGGAGACCUCGCUUUUAAUUGGGCAUAUAGCAAUAACGGCUGUAGGAUUGUACUCACUGGAGGACACCUCUCUGGAGCUGGUGUGAAUGACGACAACACACACGGCCUUGGAAAUGACUUUGCCAUCAACCCACUCACAAACACCAUUCUCAGUAAAGACUGGCCCCAUGACAUUUCGAACAUACAGGACUGUCCGGUUCAAACCUGUAAGGACGUGAGACUACAGGGAACAGAUCAUGGAGCAGGACCACAUUUGAAAAGUGGACCCGUUUACGGGAACUAUGCAAUCUAUGUUUCAUUUGACUCGGAGAAGUUCCCCCUGCCUGGUGACAAGCUUAGUCUGAAGAUUGAGAUGUAGAGGGACUACUUUACAAGGAAGGACGAUGGACUGAAUGAUAUAGAUAUCUAGAAUAUUCUAUAAAUUCCUGACACAAAUCCUCUUUUUCGUGAGAAUCUUUCCGCAACAAUUGUGAUGUGACUCCAUGAUUUUUAUUCCAUUAUAUUCAAUAA